Molecule: messenger RNA, 1342 nt
Organism: Benincasa hispida (wax gourd)
Lineage: Eukaryota; Viridiplantae; Streptophyta; Magnoliopsida; Cucurbitales; Cucurbitaceae
Product: proteasome subunit alpha type-6
Biological process (GO): ubiquitin-dependent protein catabolic process
Cellular component (GO): proteasome core complex; proteasome core complex, alpha-subunit complex
Source: RefSeq, a predicted model, not a curated record
AAAAAUGUAUUCUUGCUUCAAGGAAGAGAAAAAAACGAGUAUUCUUGGCGAGAAAGCUUUCUUAACAUCGCUCCUUCUUUUAUCAGUCUUCCAUUUGAUCCUUCAUCAAUUUUACUGGAACACUGCAACUGCAAAGAGAAAAUCGGAAGAGGUUAAGCCCUAAGCCAUGAGUCGUGGAAGUGGAGGCGGAUACGAUCGUCACAUCACAAUUUUCUCUCCCGAAGGCCGUCUAUUUCAAGUUGAAUAUGCAUUUAAGGCUGUCAAGGCUGCUGGAAUUACUUCUAUUGGUGUUCGGGGUAAAGAUUCAGUUUGUGUCGUGACCCAAAAGAAGGUUCCGGAUAAGCUUCUGGAUCAAUCAAGUGUCUCACAUCUUUUCCCUAUAACAAAGUACCUAGGGUUGUUAGCAACAGGCAUGACAGCUGAUGCCAGAACCUUGGUUCAGCAAGCGAGGAAUGAAGCAGCCGAGUUUCGUUUUAGAUAUGGAUAUGAGAUGCCGGUGGAUGUAUUAGCUAAAUGGAUAGCUGAUAAAUCGCAAAUCUAUACUCAGCAUGCUUAUAUGAGACCACUUGGAGUAGUUGCCAUGGUUUUAGGUAUUGAUGAUGAGUUUGGACCUCGGCUUUACAAAUGUGAUCCAGCUGGUCAUUUCUUUGGUCACAAGGCUACGAGUGCUGGUUUAAAAGAGCAGGAAUCAAUCAAUUUCUUGGAAAAGAAAAUGAAGAACGAUCCAGAGUUCACCUAUGAAGAGACAGUACAGACUGCAAUUUCAGCCCUCCAAUCGGUUCUGCAGGAGGACUUCAAGGCAAAUGAGAUUGAGGUUGGAGUGGUGAGGCAAGAAAAUCCUGUGUUUAGAGUGUUGACGACUGAGGAGAUCGACGAACAUUUAACUGCAAUAAGUGAACGUGACUGAAUAUAGAGGCAUGUUGGAGGCCAAACCAUGAGGAGGAAUGGUAUCAUUAAAUGUUGUUGAAGGCUUUAGUAACAUCAGAUUAUUGCUUGUUUAGAGCAUAAAAAAAGGCGCACUCACAAUAUCCGGAAGAAAUGCGGCCUGCCUUCAUCCCUUUCCGCCUACUUUUCCUUUAGUUUGCUUCCCAAUCGUAGCUGUAGACGUUUCUUCUCAACACAAUGGCCCCUUCUGUUGUUGUAUUUUGCUAUUUUGGAUUUCUUUUUAAUAGCUGUUGCGUUGCUCAUCCGAUAUAUUACUAUGCCCCCAGCAUUUUGUUUAUCAUAUUCUUAUAUACGUGAGCGUAGAGUGUAAAAGUUUAGCUUAUCAAUAAUUGGUAUGACCUUCAUCUUUUGAGGUUGAAUACUCGAUCCUCAAUCUCUCAAUGUCAUACUUAAAAAA